AUGAGUACGCGGAUGGUGACUGUACCUCUCGGGCAAUCGCUAGGUUUCUUUGCCGAGCCGGAUGGUCCUUCCAGUAGGGUUGAACGUUGGCAUAUCAACCCUGAAGCCCAAGAUGCCAUCAGCGCAAUGAAGCCUGCAGCAGAGCAUCUCAGGAGCAAAGACACGCCGGUCGGAUUUCCUACAGAAACCGUCUACGGUCUUGGUGCAGACGCCACGAGGAGCUCCUCCGUGCGGGGGAUAUAUGCUGCAAAAGGACGGCCCUCGGAUAAUCCUCUCAUUGUGCACGUCUCUGACCUGGACAUGCUACGAAGCCUGCUGGGGCGUCAGGGGGAGAAUAACGAGGACGUCAUCCCGGCCAGGUACAAGAGCCUCGUCGACAGGUUCUGGCCGGGACCGCUGACCAUCCUGCUGCCUAACCCGUCUCCGUCUCCGCUGGCGCCCGAGGUAACUGCCGGCCUCUCCUGCUUUGGCGUGAGGAUGCCGUCGUCUCCGCUGGCGCUCACGCUCAUCAAGCUGGCCGGCGUGCCGCUGGCCGCUCCGUCUGCCAACGCGUCUACGAAGCCUUCGCCGACCACAGCGCAGCACGUCAAAGACGACCUGGACGGAAAGAUUGAGUUGAUUCUCGACGGAGGAUCCUGCGAGAUUGGCGUGGAAAGCACAAUAGUAGAUGGGCUAUGCGACCCGCCAGUCAUUCUUAGACCCGGCGGCGUAGCCUUGGAGGACGUUCGAAGAUGCCCCGGCUGGGAAAACGUCGUCCGGGCCUACAAGGAUCACAGCGAGGAGGGAAAGGCAGCGCCAAGAGCGCCAGGCAUGAAAUACAAGCAUUACAGCCCCAAGGCCAGGGUGGUUCUGUACGAGCCGACGUACCAGCGCGGAAGAGAUGGGAUUGCCGCAACCGACCUGGAUGCUGCGAUUACGGCUGCGGUGGUGGUCAGCAACGGGGGCGCACAGUCACCGGAUCGGGUUUCGCGACUUGCGCGCGUUGGAGUGAUCCGAACCAAGAAGUGGGAACCAGCAGCUGGACUGCGAUGCAACGGUUUGGCUUUGACCCCCCGGCCAGGUGUAGUAGGCCAGCUCGAAGGGUCCUCCUAUGAUGUAUAUGCAGGUGAGAUGCUGGGUCACGGCGGUGACAUUGUUGGAGAGGUACUUGAUGUCGGUCUGGGCGACUCUACCCGACGCAUAGCGCAAGGGAUAUUCUCUGCCCUGCGAGAACUGGAUAGACAAGCGGCCGACGUCAUAUUCGUAGAAGGUAUAGACGAUUCGAUAGACAUUGCGGCUGCGGUGAUGAAUCGCCUGCGCAAGGCGGCAUCCGAUAUUAGAAAGUGA
Molecule: messenger RNA, 1326 nt
Organism: Ustilaginoidea virens
Lineage: Eukaryota; Fungi; Ascomycota; Sordariomycetes; Hypocreales; Clavicipitaceae
Exons: 1
Coding region: 1-1326 (441 amino acids)
Biological process (GO): regulation of translational fidelity
Cellular component (GO): cytoplasm
Molecular function (GO): double-stranded RNA binding; nucleotidyltransferase activity; tRNA binding
Source: RefSeq, a predicted model, not a curated record